Molecule: messenger RNA, 321 nt
Organism: Miscanthus lutarioriparius
Lineage: Eukaryota; Viridiplantae; Streptophyta; Magnoliopsida; Poales; Poaceae
Source: the annotation of a GenBank genome assembly
AUGGUGGCGCCGGUGGUGAUCGCGUCGGCGGGGCUGGGCAUGCUGGCCGGCGUGGCGAUGGCCAACCGGUCCCUUGGGGGGGACGGGCUCCCAGCGGCCUCCAGGUGGGACGCGCGCCCGCGAUGCGCCACGUGCGGCGGCUCCGGCCGCGUCGAGUGCAUGUGCAACCGCUGGUCCGACGGCGACUCCGGCUGCCGGACCUGCGCGGGGUCGGGGAGGAUGCCCUGCCGCAGCUGCGGCGGCUCCGGCACCGGCAGGCCGCUCCCGGCGCGGCUCACCGUCCAGCACCAGAAGCCGCCGCCGCCGGCCGGCUACAACUGA